Setaria italica (foxtail millet) is the source of this 1806-nucleotide messenger RNA. RefSeq names its product alpha-1,6-mannosyl-glycoprotein 2-beta-N-acetylglucosaminyltransferase. Gene Ontology annotation, biological process: protein N-linked glycosylation; oligosaccharide biosynthetic process. Gene Ontology annotation, molecular function: alpha-1,6-mannosylglycoprotein 2-beta-N-acetylglucosaminyltransferase activity. Lineage: Eukaryota; Viridiplantae; Streptophyta; Magnoliopsida; Poales; Poaceae. The record is from RefSeq and is a predicted model, not a curated record. Gene Ontology annotation, cellular component: Golgi stack; Golgi membrane. The transcript has a single exon. The coding region runs from base 206 to 1543 and encodes 445 amino acids.
GCUGCAAUCGAGCGAAGCCGACAGCACGCCAAGAAAAGUCUCUUGCUUUUGCUUCUCGCAGCUCCGCCCCAUCGCGACGCCGACGCGGUCUUCUCAAGACUCUAGCUAGGCUCCACUACCCAGCAGCCAACAAACUCCUCCACCGGCCGGCGCGAGAUCCGGCUAUCCCACCGCGCCCGCCGGUUAGGAUCUCGGAGGCGCCGCCAUGCCCGCCUCCUCCUCCUCCUCCUCCUCCUCCUCGUCCCACCACCACCGUGCCCGCCUCCGCUCCCGCACCGCGCCCCUCCUGCUCGUCAUCUUGGUCGCCGUCUUCGCCGUCACCGAGCUCCUCCGCACAAGCAGCCGCGGCGGCCUCCCGGCGUCCACGCGCCGGCUCGGCUCCUCCCACGCCAAGGCCAACCACAGCGUGGCGCAGCGCAAGAUCCUGCUCGACCCGGACUUCACGCCGCGGCUGCCGCGCCAGAGCCCGCUCUCCCUCUCGCUCUCCGCGCGCAACGCGCUGCCGCCCCGCAACACCGGCCGCUUCCCGGCCCUCCCCGAUGGCCACCUCAAGAUCGUGCUCUACGUGCACAACCGACCCCGCUACCUUCGCCUCGUCGUCGACAGCCUCUCCCGCGUCGAGGGCAUCGGGGAGGCGCUGCUCAUCGUCAGCCACGACGGCUACUUCCCGGAGAUGGACAAGAUCGUGCAGGGCAUCGAUUUCUGCCAGGUGAAGCAGAUCUUCGCGCCCUACUCGCCGCACCUCUUCCCAGAUGCCUUCCCCGGCGUCACCCCUGGGGACUGCCAGAGCAAGGACAAGGCCAAGGAGAAGGGGUGCCAGGGCGACCCGGACCAGUACGGCAACCACAGGUCUCCGAGGAUCGUGUCUCUCAAGCACCACUGGUGGUGGAUGAUGAACACCGUGUGGGAUGGGCUGGAGGAGACCAUGGACUUCGAUGGCCACAUUCUCUUCAUAGAGGAGGACCACUACAUCUUCCCUAAUGCGUACCGGAACGCACAGCUGCUUGUGGAUUUGAAACCGAAAAAGUGUCCCGGGUGCUAUGCUGUCAAUUUGGCGCCGUCAGAUGUCAAGGCGAAAGGCGAAGGUUGGGAGAGCUUGGUUGCCGAGAAGAUGGGUAACAUUGGCUACGCCUUCAAUAGAACAGUGUGGAGGAAGAUUCAUGCCAAGGCUAAGCAGUUCUGCACAUUUGAUGAGUACAAUUGGGAUAUAACCAUGUGGGCAACUGUGUACCCAUCGUUUGGAGCUCCUGUUUACAGUCUCAGGGGGCCUAGGAGAAGUGCUGCACAUUUUGGCAAAUGCGGCCUGCACCAAGGCCAAGGUUCGAGCAAUGUCUGUGUGGAUAAUGGUUCAGGAGCUGUGGAAUUAGAGGAGAUCGACAAAGUCCCUAACAUCAAAGCUGAUUGGCCAGUGCGCAUCAUCCAGAGGCAAGAGGGGUAUCAGGCUGGUUUCAAAGGAUGGGGUGGUUGGGGUGAUCGGCGUGACCGCGAGCUGUGCUUGAGUUUUGCAUACAUGUACCAUGUUAAAGACCCACCAUCAGCAUAAUUGUGUGUGGGGGGGUGGGGGGUGGGGUAUAGGCACACGUUUUGGGGCAUAACUGAUGCCACUGUUGUAGUGUUGUUGGCAUGCGCCCUUGGAUUCAUACAUGGUUUGUGCUAUAAAAUAGCUUGGUCCUUUAUCACAGUUUUGUAGAGUAGUUAGUUUUUUCGGUUGAUAGACAUUUCAGCUAGACUUGGGUCAACAUUUCUUAACUGUAUGAUUUACUCAAUGAUAUGGAUAUGGCUUAUUUUUUAAGCUUGUUUGCGGCA